GACAUUGUUUUCACACUAAAAGAAGAAAUGAAUCCCGGAGUUUUUAUCGGAAACGUAGCUGUAAGUAGCGGAGUCGGGCAGGAUGUAGCUGUAGAGGAAUUUCCAUAUCUGGAAUACAAUUUUUUAAAUCCCAAUAACAAACUAAUUAAAUCUCUAUUUAAUAUAAACCGACCCACUGGUGCUAUGUAUAGUACGAGUAAAGUGGAUCGUGAAGAAAUGUGUAAUAAAUCAGUCGUGUGCCAGGUUACCUUCGAUGUUACCAUUCAGUCGUCUGCGACAACAUUUUUACGUCUGUUAUCUGUACGUGUGGAAAUCGAAGAUGUGAACGAUAACCCUCCCAAAUUCGGAAAUAAAAGUGUCAUCUUGGAUAUACCAGAAAACGUUGUGGUUGGUACAAACUUUAGGAUAACUGGAGCAACAGACGAAGAUAUGAGUCCCGAAAAUACUGUUCAAUCUUACGAACUGAUUCAACCAGAUAAAAUAUUUGGAGUACAAUUAAUCAAAAAAUUUGACGGAUCCACGGAUGUCAGCCUUUCGGUUCUGAAGUCACUUGAUCGCGAAUCACAAGAUGUGCACAGUAUUCUCCUCUUAGCUAAGGAUAAUGGAUCGCCUCAAAGAACUGGCAGUCUACUUGUCAACAUAAACGUUGUUGAUGCCAAUGACAAUGAACCUAAGUUCAUUAAAGAUGUUUACAAUGUUACGGUGUCUGAAAACACUACAGUUGGAAUGGUUAUAGAGACACUUAAAGCACUUGAUGUGGACUCUGGGGAGAAUGCUAACGUAUCCUACCGUUUUAGCCCCUUGAGAACCAGUAAACUGGAACAUCUGCUCACUCUUAACGGAUUAAACGGCGAGUUGUCUGUCAAAUCACCACUUCAAUAUGAAUCUGGAAAAACAUACGAGACAAUUGUAGAAGCUUCAGACAAUGGCAACCCGCCCCAAAUAACACAAACUAUUCUUAUUGUAAACAUUGUUGACGUCGGAAAUAACCCUCCUCGAUUACAACUUAACCUCGCAUCAGCCAUGAACUCGGAAACAAUCAUUUUGUCGGAAGGAUCUAAAGUCGGUACCUUUGUUGGUCAUAUUAAGGUGGAGGAUCGAGAUCCGGGAGUUAAUGGUAUUGUCAUGUGUUAUUGUGUCGAGGAGCAUUUUUCUUUACAAAAAUUAGACGGUAAAGGAUAUGCUCUAUUAAUUAGCAAGACUUUGGAUAGAGAAACUACUUCAAAACACAAUGUGACUGUUACAUGUCAAGACAACGGAAGUCCCAGUCUCAGCAGUUCAAUUCAUUUUGUUGUUGUGAUUACCGACGAGAACGAUAAUGGGCCUCAAUUUCUUCAGCCUAUUUACGUAAUUAACGUUACAGAAAACGUCGAUAUCGGAACGACAGUAGGGGCUGUAUUAGCCAUGGAUAAUGAUCUAGAAGAGAAUUCGGAAUUUUAUUACUCCCUUGCCUUAGAUGCAGGUGCAAUGUUUCACAUUAAUAGCGAAACUGGAAUAAUAACAACCAAUGCUAACAUCGAUCGUGAAACUCUUUCAAAAGUUACAUUUGUAGUUAGAGCUAUUGACAACCAGAAUUCCAGGCUUUCCGGUACUGCGUCAGUCAGUGUUAUGAUUUUAGACGUGAAUGACAAUAGCCCUGAGUUUAAAACUGAAAGUCUGCGAAUCAAAGCCAUUGAAAAUCUUCAGCCAGGAACAAUUUUAUCAAAACUUGCAGCAACAGAUGACGACGAAGGAAAGAAUGCCGACCUGUCAUUCUCAGCUGCCGACCACAAUCCAACAAUUCCGUUCGUGGUUUACGAAGACGGUACGAUCAGAUUAGAUUCCCCUCUAAACAGAGAAAGUCAAAAUAUCUAUGAAUUUGAUGUCAUUGUUCAAGAUAAAGGUGAUGUUCCUCGAACCACAAGUGGACGAGUCCUUAUAACUAUUGUUGAUGCAAACGACCACAGCCCCGUGAUUGAAUUCCCCAGAUCCGGAAAUGAUACUGUUACGAUAGAAGCAGACAUGAAAGUUGGUACCUUGGUGGCAUACGUCAUUGCUUUUGAUGAAGACGAUGGCGAUAACGGCGAAUUAGAAUAUUCAAUUUUAUCUGGAAAUGAUCACAGACUUUUCGAAAUUUCUCCUAAAACUGGGGAAAUAAUCUUAGUCAAAGACAUUAGCAGAGACGUCUCCGGAUUUCACCAGUUGGAAGUCAACGUUAAAGAUCAAGGU
Messenger RNA from Lottia gigantea (owl limpet), 2208 nucleotides. RefSeq lists its product as hypothetical. NCBI's taxonomy places the organism in Eukaryota, Metazoa, Mollusca, Gastropoda, Lottiidae. The annotation marks the transcript as partial. Gene Ontology annotation, biological process: homophilic cell-cell adhesion. Gene Ontology annotation, cellular component: plasma membrane. Gene Ontology annotation, molecular function: calcium ion binding. The transcript has a single exon. The record is from RefSeq and is a predicted model, not a curated record.